This is a messenger RNA of Nicotiana attenuata, 1806 nucleotides long. RefSeq lists its product as uncharacterized. Bases 288 to 1478 code for a protein of 396 amino acids. The record is from RefSeq and is a predicted model, not a curated record. The transcript has 11 exons. Lineage: Eukaryota; Viridiplantae; Streptophyta; Magnoliopsida; Solanales; Solanaceae. Gene Ontology annotation, biological process: signal transduction.
CGUUUUUUUUCCCCUCUUUUUUCAAAAAACUCCACGUAAUUUUAUUGGUUGUAUCGAAAGAGUAGAAAAGUUGACCCGCCAGCCUUUUACCUCACUAAUCAUCACAUCCUUAAAAGUCUUCGCAAAUUAACUUAUUAUUAGCAAUUUAGCAUUACUAUAUUUUCUCCUUCCGCCGUUCUUUUUUUCUAAUUUUCUCCUUCAACGUUCCUUUCCAAAGUCUUCAAUCCGUCUCAUAAAGGUGAUUUGAUACUGUUCACAGUCGAUAACAGGUAAUUGGCUCAACGUCAAUGCCUUCAGUAAUUUCGCCUCAGUGGCAAGAGAAAGCUAAUGGAUUCUUUCAAUCUUCGGGGGUGAAGUUGAAAGAAGCCGGGCAGUCUGCAGGAUCAUUUGUUGGUGAGGUUGCCAAAGAUGCAAAGGGAAAUGUGGGCGAGGUUGCUGAGAAAGUUGGAUCAGCAGUCAAAAGUCGAUGGUCGCUCCUGCAGCAGCCAUCAACAAGACAUGCUAUGCAGGAGCGCUUUAUUACUGCAGCUGCUACAACCAGCUUCUUCUUGAGGAAAGGGUUUUUGGAGACAAAAGAUAAGGUUGCUGUUGGAAAGAUAAAAGUUGAAGAGGUGGCAAAGAAAACUGCAAAGAAAAGCAAGACUUUGCUGACUGAUAUAGAGCGGUGGCAGAAGGGAGUUGCGAGCACUGAUGUGUUCGGAGUCCCCAUUGAUAUCCUGGUGCAGAGGCAACAAUCAACUAGACCUGUUCCUUAUAUCAUGGUGAAAAGUGCAGAUUAUCUUGUCUUAUCAGGGCUGAAUUCACCUGAGUUGUUCAAGGCUGAAGGAGAUAAAAAGGUUAUACAUCAGUUGGUUUCUUUAUACAAUCAAGAUCAAGAUGCACCAAUACCUGAAGGGGUAAAUCCGGUAGUGAUUGCAGCUCUGAUGAAGUGCUACCUUGCAAGUCUACCUGAGCCAUUGACAACCUUCGAGCUUUAUAAUGAAAUAAGAGGUGCACGCUCAAGCAUACACACAAUGAAGAAUAUCUUAAAGAAGCUUCCAACUGUCAACUACAUGACACUGGAAUUGAUCACUGCGCUGCUACUCCGCGUAAGCCAGAAAUCUCUGGUUAACAAGAUGGAUGCUAGAAGCCUUGCAACGGAAAUGGCUCCAAUUCUUAUUUGGCAAAGAGGCCAGAGGCCAGACCAUUAUAACCAGUUCUGGAACCAUUCAGCAAAAACUUCUUCAAAGAAAUAUAUCGACUCCAACUCGAACUCUAGUGCAUGGGAGAUGCUUGCAGAUUUUCGGCUGGGGGAGCCUCCACUUACAAUUCCUUAUUAUAAAUUAAGAGUAGAUGAAGGUGAAAAUGUUGAUGCAUCUUCUCCCAUUCCCUUGGAUGAUGGGCUGCCAAUUGACUUGGGUGCUAUUGAUGCCAUUCAGUGCUUAAUCGAGCAUCACAAUGCCAUAUUUACCGAUGCAAAUGAGACUGUUUGGCGCUGAGUAUUCAAUACGACUCUCAGAUUGGAUAUAUUGCACAUAUAUAAUGAUUUUAUCCAUGCUGAACAUCACACAAAAUGUGGAACUCUUUGUCAUCAUAUUUGAUUUUCUCUUACCAUUUAGGAGUUUGUAUCCGUGGCUUUGUAAAUUUUUGAUUGGGAUAGGCAUAGGUUCAGAACUUGUGUUUAUAGCUCGCUUUUUGGUUAUGGGAUACUUGUUGGGUUGUUAGUGAUGGUAUAAAGCGUAAAUGAUCUUAUGUUCUAUUGAAGGGUUUGUACUUGUAUUGGAGCAUUGCAAGUAUCAAAUAAUAAACAUAGAUCUUUUGCAGUUA